AUGCCUACUUCCAGUACACUAAAAGUAGAGCCCUUGACCAUUGAGGAUACCUCCGACAUUACGAACCUCUUCUUCGCAGCAUUUACGGGCCCCCAGAUACGAAGAGUCUUUCCCGAUACCCCGAGUGUUCGCAAAUGGCUGGAAGACGCUAUAACCAACGACAUCAUCAACAAACCCUUCCAGCGAUAUUUGAAAGUUGUGGAUACCGAAUCAAAAGAUGACCAGGGCCGACUGCGAAUAGCCGCCUAUGCGAAAUGGGAUUUAUCGAUGCCUGACGAACGCGGGCAGCGCUUCCCGCCUUGGCAUGAAGACAUGCCUAGACAGCUUUGCGAGGAAUUCUUUGACAGAGAGGACAAGAAUAGGAAGCGUGUGAUGGGUGAUAGAAAGCACUUUUAUCUGGACACGCUUGCAACACAUCCAGACUACCGAUGUCGAGGAGCUGGCUCCAUGCUUGUCAAAUGGGGAUGUGACCUAGCGGAUGCUGAGAAAGUUGAAGCUUACGUGGAUGCUAGUAAAGAGGGCGCACCCUUAUACGCGAAAUUUGGAUUUGUGGAUUACAGCAACCCUGGCGAAGAUAUCGCCUCUAUGGCUCGGCGAUAG
Messenger RNA from Penicillium arizonense, 600 nucleotides. Its product is annotated as GNAT family N-acetyltransferase. Bases 1 to 600 code for a protein of 199 amino acids. The record is from RefSeq and is a predicted model, not a curated record. NCBI's taxonomy places the organism in Eukaryota, Fungi, Ascomycota, Eurotiomycetes, Eurotiales, Aspergillaceae. Gene Ontology annotation, molecular function: acyltransferase activity, transferring groups other than amino-acyl groups. The transcript has 2 exons.